AUGGCCUUUCCAAUGGUUCUCCGUCAGCCGUACCAGCAAUGCAAAGAGCGGAAGAUCGUAGUCAGUGGGUUCAGAAAAGCUGGGAUCUUCCCCUUUAAUCCCAGUGCCAUAGAUUCGAGUAAAAGAGUUCCCUCGACAUCCAAAAAGCAAAUGCCCCAAAAGACUGCGACUCCCUCCAGCCCAACUCCAUCAGCGCCACCACCACCAGCAGUAACUCCCAGCAAGUACAUGUCCCACCCCAUGGUGGCAGCAGGACUGAUUGAUCCAGAGUUGGCUGAGAUCUUGACAGAGAUAGAUAAUCAGAAGAAGAUGACGCCAAGUAAGAUAAAGGCCCAACUGAAAGCUAGGGUUAUUACUGAGGAAGAGUAUGAGAGGGAGAUGAAACUGGAGUCGGCAAGGAAAAGAAAGCGGGCCCAGACAAGAGACAGCAAGACACCGUCUCCUCGUAGCACAACCCCCCGACGCAGCAGAGAACCCCCAACCAGCCCUGCUACUGUAUCUCCCACAGGUAAUUAUCAUCAGAAAUUUUAGUUCAUAAUUCCUGACUGAGAAAUACUGAUGUUAAUGACCUGGAGUGGCUCAUGAAUGUUUUGGCUAAUUAUCAUGAAAUAUAUGUAGGCAUGUUAAUCAUGCUUUUAGCUGUUUCAACUCACAAGUUAUUAGGCUGAAAUCCUCACCAUAAAAAUCCCACCGACGCCAUCAAUGUACACCCCUACCAUACUUAAUUUCACUACAGUCAAAUUUAGCUAAAGUGCCCAUCUCUCUGCUAUGUUUCUUGUCUAACAGUCAAACAAACGAGUAAAUCCAGUAGACCUCGGAGCAGGUCACGUCAGAACACUCCUUUAGUGUGUGAAGAAUCUUGAGGAGGGGAGUGACAGUGAACUGGAAGCUGAACAACAAAAGAGCAGAGGUCCUCAAGCCAAGAGGGUUGGGUUGAGGCACAAGAUAUUGGACUAUGUUGAUGACAACUCCAAGAAUGAUGAUGAUUAUGGUAUCAACCAAGCCUCAGCCAAGGUAAGGGGAAAUGUGAUCAUGUUUCACCUGACUGAUUUGGAAUGGGGGUUCUUCAGAUCUUGGAAUUUUUCAAUACUUUGACGUUAUUGGCUGUUGUGAUAUUUUGAACAAAGCUUUGAACAAACAAAGAGAUGUAUUGAAUCUGCUAUAAUGUACCCAACGUUAGGACCCUGAGUCUACGCAUUUAAGCUAUACUGUAAAUAUUCCCUUAGAUAUUCGCCUCAGCCUAAUGUUUACAUUCAGCAAAGAGCAGAACUUCACUGGAAUACUAAUACACUUUAUUCCCUGCAGACAAUUUCUCCCCUGAAGAGAGUAUUGCCAAACACACACAAAAAGAUUGAGACAGUACACAGAAAUAUGUGGCGACCAUGUUCAGAUGAUGAGGAUUAUGUUUCUGAGAUCUCUGACCUUACCUCAACAGAUUUUGAGGACAACGAAUAUGAACAGAAGGCGAGUUUAAAUUCAUUUGGAUGAUAUAGGUUAAAUAAGAGCUGACAAAAAUCCAUAUCGCGAUGAAUUGCCUGAACUGAUGUGAUAAUGAUAAAUAGAAAGAUACGUUUAUAACAUUCACGUGCACCACAGUUAUUUUUUUUCAAUUAUCCUUUAAACUACUACUUCUAGUUUGAUGGUUGUAGUCCCAAUACAAUCACCCAUAUUAGCAAACUUAUUUCAUUUCAAACUUCACAUUUCUCUAGUAUAGGCUACUUAUCGUAAUAAAUGAUAUCAUCAUAAUGCCUGCGAAAAGUGACGGUGUCGAUAAUUUUAGUUUUAUCGUCCCAGCUCUAGACUAAAUAUUGGCUGUGCAUAGCAGGUUGUCAUUCGUUUCUAGAAUUAUUGAGAUUAUUGUAAUGUCAUGUGAAUUAUGGUUUCUUAGUGGCAGAUAUUAAAUUGGCCCCUGUUGGAUUACAGAUUGAAGCAAUGAGGAAAGCAAAGAGAAGGCGUUUGAUGCAAAGUAAAAAAGGUGAGUUUUUUUUGUCAAGACAUUGCAAUUUAGGUUGUGUAGAUCCGGAACAAACAACAAUAUUAAAACUGCAAGGUAGCCUAAUAAAUACUUUCACAGGGCGCUGUAUGUGUUUUUACAGCAAUGACAUAACUCUUAAUAUAUAUAGAUUUUUUUUUUACUUGUGUAUUUUUCAUUUUCUCUCACUUUUGGUUUAAGUGGCGCUUACAGAAUCAGAGUCAGAUGAUGACAUCACCGAUGACAGUUCGGAUGACGAGCCCUUGGUUAAGAGGAUGACCAGGAAGCCAUCAAAUGAGGAGCUGAAAACGACAGUGAAGAAACUGGUGGACCAUGUCGACCUGGAGAAAGUCACAAUGAAGGACAUUUUCAAGAGGGUUAGUCGUUCUAAUCCUUUAUGAACACCAGUUCAUUGAGUUCAUACAUUGAAUUCUCACACAUUUCCUCAUGGGUGAAUUGAGGAUAUACAGUGUAUCUUUUAAGAACCUGAUAGAUUAACCAUUUAAAAAAAACAAUAUAGUCAUUACUUAUGUUUUACUUAUUCUCUUACGAUGGGUUUCAGGUUUUUAAAAUGUACCCUCGUCAUGACCUGUCAAACAAGAAGGCCUACAUCAAGGAGACAGUGAAAAGGGUGAUUUCCUUUGUACCAUGUUGGACCUCCCAUUGCCAUAAAACAUUUUUUUUGCCAUAAAAUAUAUAAUAUUUACAGUAACACAUCUUGAAUACAUUUUAAUAAGGCUGUACAUCUACAGUAUAAAAUAUAAGGUAUGAGAUGUGCGAUUAUUAUUCUAGCUUUGAAUGGUUGUAUUUAUUGUCCAUGGUUGAAUAUGGUUUCCAGCUGUGUUACUCUUAUUGUGUUUUGCCUUUUGUUUUUCAGUUGCUGUCUCAGUGAAGUCUUUGGAGUUCUUCGCUAAUCACCACCUCCCAUAGAAAUGAAGUGUUGCUAUUCAAUGGCUGACUUACAUGAUCAACUGAUGUUACUUUUCUGUUUUCCAUCCUGUUGACUACACUGAGUGUAUUUAUGUAUAUAUUUUUUAUUUAUUUUACCUUUAUUUAACUAGACAAGUCAGUUAAGAACAAAUUCUUAUUUACAAUGACGGCCAAACCCGGACAACGCUGGCCAAUUGUGCGCCGCCCUAUGGGACUCCCAAUCACGGCCGGUUGUGAUACAGCCUGGAAUCGAACCAGGGGGUCUGUAGUGACGCCUCAAGCACUGAGAUGCAGUGCAGUGGUAUAUUGACCAUAUCAAAUCACAUUUUAUUUGCCACAUGCGCCGAAUAAAACAGGUAACCUUAGUGAAAUGCUUACUUACAAGCCGUUAACCAACAAUGCAGUUUUAAGAAAAUAAAAAAAAGUGUUAAGUAAAAAAGAAAAAUAGCAAAUAAUUAAAGAGCAGCAGUAAAAUAACAGUAGGGAGGUUAUAUACACGGGGUACCGGUACAGAGUCAAUGUGCGGGGGCACUGGUUAGUCUAGGUAAUUGAGCUAAUAUGUACAUGUGGGUAGAGUUAAAGUGACUAUGCAUAGAUAAUAAACAGAGUAGCAGCAGCGUAAAAUGACAAUGCAAAUAGUCCAGGUAGCCAUGAUUAGAUGUUCAGGAGUCUUAUGGCUUGGGGGUAGAACCUGUUAAGAAGCCUUUUGGACCUAGACUUGGCACUCCGGUACCGUUUGCCGUGCAGUAGCAGAGAGAACAGUCUAUGACUAGGGUGUCUGGAGUCUUUGACAAUUUUUAGGGCCUUCCUCUGACACCGCCUGGUAUAGAGGUCCUGGAUGGCAGGAAGCUUGGCCCCAGUGAUGUACUGGGCCGUACGCACUAUCCUCUGUAAUGCCUUGCGGUCGGAUGCUUAGCAGUUGCCAUACCAGGCAGUGAUGCAACCAGUCAGGAUGCUCUCGAUGGUGCAGCGGAAGAACUUUUAGCACACCACAUCUGGCCUUAUUGCUUAAAUAAUGUAUACAAGUACUAUUAACUACUAAUCUGUAACUACAGUAUCUCAGGCUCAGCCAGACAAAAAUACUUAUGUUUCUGUUGUACAAUGUUGUAUAAAAAAUGGCCUCUUGUCUGUUGAAUGAGGGUGAAAUGUGCGUGGUCUUUGUUUUUUAAAAUAAAAAUGUGAAAACAAUUCAUGAAUUCUUUGCUUUCUUUAUUCUGUGAGCUUAGCUACAAAUAUUCUCAAGUCAUCUUGAUGCACCCCCCUGUUCAAGUAAUUUACAUUUUGAUAUUGUUAAUUUAACCUCAAACUAAUUAUGGAUUCAAUAUUCAAUGCAUUAUAGAACAAGCACAUGCAUCUAAUAUGUGUUUAAAACACUGGUCUCUAUUAAUGGUCCAGUCUAUACCGUUUGCAUGCAAGCUAAGCAGCUGUCAAAGUGCUGUCUGUAAUGGAUUCUCUUGACUGCAGGAUUCUGUUAGGCUAUUUGCACAUUCAUAGUAUUGUAGCCUAGGACGGGUGGAUUGGCCAUCUUGCAUUUCUGGCAAAUGCCAGAUGGGCUGGUCCAUUUUUAGCCCAGUGGGCCUGUCUAACUUGGGUUUUUUGUGUGCAAAAUGAACAUUCUCUGGCUAAUAGCGGGGCCCUUAAGAAGAAAAUGGGCCGGAGAGGGGGCCUCGAGGGGGGGGAAAAUGGGCUGGUUUGGGGUCCUCAAGGAAGAAAAUGGGCCAGUGUGUUCAGAAGUCCAGGCUCGAUUUCUGGUCCCAGUCUGGACCUGCUAGGCUAGAAAGAUUGACAGAAAACAAGGACAGUCUGUUCCUUCUCAGUUGUAUUAUUGUUGCAAUGUAACAUCUCCCCAACCGGCUGAUUUACUGUAUAACAAAACAUGUCAUAGUAAUGAUCAAAUCUUUUUCUCUCAUGCUUUUUAUGUACUUGUUGCAUAUAUGUCGCACUUUAUAUUGAAUAUGUUGCACACAUUGUUCACUGAGGUUGAAAUGUAGCCUAUGUUACUGUAUCUUAGUUGUAAAAAUAAACAAAUUCCAGUCAUCUUUUUUAAUUAGAAAUAAAACAUUGUAUUCUAUGUUAUUUAAAAAAUGAUUUUACUCAUCAAUGAUAAUGAAUGACCAAAUCACUUGUAACAGAGGAAGUUCCUCCUCUCCUUAUAGUCCCUGGUUCGCCAAAGCUCUCUCUCUCUGGCCAGGGUCCAAGCGGAGGUGUUGCGAGGGGCAGUGGGGCAGGCUUUCCCCGGUCCAGGCCUGGUACUUCAGGGGUCCCUGUUCACCAACAUCCAGAAGCCACCAAAAAAGCAUGGACCG
Molecule: messenger RNA, 5208 nt
Organism: Coregonus sp. 'balchen'
Lineage: Eukaryota; Metazoa; Chordata; Actinopteri; Salmoniformes; Salmonidae
Source: the annotation of a GenBank genome assembly